This is a messenger RNA of Mytilus californianus (California mussel), 3571 nucleotides long. RefSeq lists its product as uncharacterized. Gene Ontology annotation, molecular function: zinc ion binding. Bases 45 to 1733 code for a protein of 562 amino acids. NCBI's taxonomy places the organism in Eukaryota, Metazoa, Mollusca, Bivalvia, Mytilida, Mytilidae. The transcript is spliced from 2 exons. The record is from RefSeq and is a predicted model, not a curated record.
AUCACGCCCUUUCCGGUUAACAAAUUAUUAUCAUUCCAUGGACUAUGGCAAGUAAUUGGUCAGUCUGUGGUAUCUGUGAUUUUCGACAUGUCACUAAACCAUCAGUAGUGUGGUGUUCCGAAUGCGACGAAGGUCUUUGUGAUGACUGUAACGAACACCACAGCAUUUCAAAAUCAUCACGUGAUCAUGACAUCGUACCCAUUGAUGAUUACCAAAACUUACCAACCGCGGUUCUUCAAAUUGCACAGUCUUGCAGAAAACAUAACAAAAAGUACCAUAUAUUUUGUAAAAAGCAUGACUGUCCAUGCUGCAAGAAAUGUGUUGUCGAAGAACACAAUGAAUGUAAAGAUAUUGUUGAUAUAGAUGACGCUAUAAAAGAUGUAAAAUCAUCAAACGCUUUUCACGAAAUCGAGCUUAUCCUUUCCGAUAUGAAUAAGUUCAUUCAAAGAGUCAAGAAAGAUGGCGAAGAAAAUUUACUUUCACUAGCGGACAAGAAAGAACAAUUUGAAAAGAAAAUACUACAGGCUAGGGAAGCAAUUAACAGUCAUAUAGACACACUUCAGAAGAAGUUAAUAGAAGAACUAAACUUAACCAUUGAUAAAGAAAAUAAAAAUAUUCAACAAUUCCUAAAAUCAGUUGAGCAAAAUGAGAAAGAAAUCAAAGAAUUUCAAUCAAGCCUCUUAAAAAUAAAGCAGCAUUCUUCUGAACUGCAGACGUUUCUUGCUUUGAAUCAAAUGGAGAAUGAUGCAGCAACAAAAGAAGAAUUCAUGCAAUCAAUUAACGAUAGCGGAAGUCUGAACCAUACUCGUUUCUUUUGUAAGAUCGAUGCAACUUUGGAGAAAUUGACAAACAAUGUUAAAACUUUUGGAGAAAUCGUAAAAGAGACAAAGCCAAGUGAUAUCCGCUUUGUAAGACAGAGGGAUAAACAAGCCCAGUUGAUGAUCCCUGUACAAGCCAAGUCCAUAGAUGACUUAACAUUAACGUUGAUUCAGUCCGUUAAUACCUAUAGUUCAGAAGUUAGAGGUUGCACAAUGCUAUCUGACGGUAGAAUGGUGUUCACUUGUUACAUGAAACAUGGAAGUUAUCUUACAGUAGUCAGACCUGACGGAACGAAAAACUUUGAAAUUAAAUCAGGUUACGCUUAUGAUGUUGUAAAUCUAGACGAUAAUACUAUAGCUGUAACCUCUGGUAUAUACUCAAAUAAUAUUUUUUUAAUAGAUGUACAAUUAAAGAACGUCAAAAAAACAAUGCAUGUUAGCUCCAGUAAUGAUGGCAUGGCACUAAAGGAUAAGGACUUGAUAUAUUGUGGAAGAGAGAAAGGGUUGAACAAACUCUGUUUCAGUGACAAUUCUGUUUGUCCAAUUAUAAUAUCAAAAUUAAGUAAAAAGUCGUACGUAACAAAAUUCAAUGAAAGCAUAAUCUAUACAGAUCCUGAAACGAACACAGUAGCAUGCACUAGUGUGCGUGGACAAAUAAACUGGAAAUUCAAGGAUGAAAGUAUUCUAAAGUGUCCACUUGGUAUAUCUGUAGACAAUGAUGGUAAUGUGUAUGUUAUAGGAGGUGAUUCUUGCAAUGUGGUAGUUAUUUCCCCUGAUAGACAACGGUAUAGACAGAUAUUAUCUGCAAAUGAAGGUCUUACAAAUCCCUCUGUUUUGCACUAUGAUCUAUUAACUAACAAGUUGUUAGUAGCAAACUUCAAUGGAAAGGCAUUUUUGUAUGAUGUUUCAUCAUAGACUUAAAACAAAACUAAAUUUUUGGUGUCUUUGGGAUCUGUUUAUUAUUUUGGGGAUACAAAUUCAAAAAAAAAUUGUUUGUUUUUUGUAAUUUUUAUCAUAAUCAACUACUAGUAUUCAAGGCAUCAUGUGCUCAUAUUUUAAAAAACAGUUCUUUAGUUAUACAAAACAAUUACUCGUCAUAACAUUUUCGCAUCUUUAAUGUAUGUGUAACGUUAUAUUGCUGACAGUCUUCAUACACUUUUAGAUGUAUUUCUCUUACGUAGCAUAUCGAGAUGCCUAUAUAGGUGUUAAAACCCUUUAAGGACUGACACUUUAAAUUCAAGAUUUAUUGUUCAUUGCACAAUAAUCAGACCUUGUGACACCAAUGUUCUAUAAAUGUAUGUUUGGGAGUACAAUGUAUUAAUAACCGAUUUAUAUGAGCAAAAGGAAAUUUCGGUUAUUUUGCAAUUAGACAGCAAUUCAACCUCAGGAGAGGUAUAUAAAAUCUAAUUUUCAUACGAAAACAUACAGUAAAAGUUGAAAACAAAAUUCAACAGGCUAGUGAAGCAAUUAACGAUCAUCUAGACUUCCUUCAGAAGAAGUUAAUAAAUGAACUAAACUUAACCAUUGAUAAGGAAAAUGAAAAUAUUCAACUAUUCCUAAAAUCAUUCGAGCAAAAUGAAAAAGAAAUCAAAGAAUUUCAAUCAAGCUAUCUGAAAACAAAGCAGCACGCUUCUGAACUGCAGACGUUUCUUACUUUGAAACAAAUGGAGCGUGACAUUGCUACAAAGGAAAAGUUCAUACAAUCGAUUAACAAAAGCGGUAGUCUCAGCCAUUCUCGUUUCUUUUGUAAGAUCGACAAAACUUUAGAGAAAUUUGCGAGCAAUGUUAAAACAUUUGGAAAAGUUGUUAAAGAGACGAGACCAAGUGAUAUUCCAUUUAUAAGGCAGAAUGAUAAACAAGCCGUGCUGAUGAUUCCUGUACUUGCAAAGUCCUUAUAUAACUUGCAAUUAACGUUGGUUCAGACCGUUAAUACGUAUAGUAAAGAAGUAAGCGGUUGUACAAUGCUUCCUGACAGUAGAAUGGUGUUUACCUGUUACCUACCAUGUAACAGUAAUGUAACAGUAGUCAAAUCUAAUGGAUCCAAAGACUUCAAACUUAUCUCGGACAGGUUUUUGAUGUUAUAUAUUUAAGCGAAAAUAUUUUAGCUGUUACCUCUUGUUAUUUCGUACCAAAUAUAAAAUUAAUAGAUAUAAAAUUUAAGAAAUUCACGAAAACAAUACAUGAUGGCGCGAGAAAUGAUGGUCUGGCACUAAAGGAUAAAGACUUGAUAUAUUUUGGCAGAGGGAAAGGGUUGAAGAAAAUCAAUUUGAGUGAUGAUUCCGUUAGUACAAUCAUAAAUUCAAAACUAAGUGAUAGUUCGUACGUAACAACAUUCAAUGACAGUAUAAAUAUUUACAGACCCAGACACGAACAUAGUGGCAUGCGCUAGUAUGCAAGGACAAGUGAAAUGGCUAUUCAAAGAUGGACGCAUAUUGAAGUAUCCACUUGGUUUGUCUGUGGACAACUUUGGUAAUGUGUAUGUGAUAGGGACUGAUUCUUGCAAUGUUGUAGUUAUCUCCCCUGAUAGACAAUGACAUAGACAAGUCUUGUCUACAAAGGAAGGUCUAAAGAGACCCUCUGUAUUGCAUUAUUACUUGGUGACUAACAAGUUGUUAGAUGCAAACAUGAAGAACGAUAACGCACUGUUGUUUGAUGUGACAUCAUAAACUAAAAACAAUACUAAAUGUGUCAGUGUCUUUGGAAGCUGCUUUGCACUUAUUUAGAGUAAAAAAAAAAUAAAUCUGUAUAAUCAU